Messenger RNA from Saprolegnia diclina VS20, 660 nucleotides. RefSeq lists its product as hypothetical. The transcript has 3 exons. The record is from RefSeq and is a predicted model, not a curated record. The coding region runs from base 1 to 660 and encodes 219 amino acids. NCBI's taxonomy places the organism in Eukaryota, Oomycota, Saprolegniomycetes, Saprolegniales, Saprolegniaceae.
AUGGCGACGAUCGGAUUGACGCCAAUUUGGGGAGUCGCCACCGAGCGUCUAGCCGACGAACGCGGACCAUUCACGUACCUCUUUUACUGGUUUGUGGCGGCCUUGCGCGACGCCGACUCUGCUCGUGCCAAGCAACGUGUCUUUGGUCUUGGCCUCCUCCUCCUCCUUCCCGCCCUCCUCACUGCGUUGUGCGUCAGCUUCAAGGUCGACGGCGCGCUGGGUUGGCAGUGGCGUACGGUGUUUGCGCUCGUGUGGCUCGUGGACGCCGCGUGCCUCGUCUACUGCAAUCGAGCGAUUCGUAGCGCGACAAUGGCGACGCUCUCGCGAACCUUAGCCCACUUGGUUGUCUACAGUGGCCUCACGACGCACCACAUCUUUCUCGUACUGCAGCUCGAGGGUCACAUUACGUGGGGAUGGAGCUGGGUCUUCUUCCCGUUCAUCGCCACGGUAGUACCCGUGCACGGCACCUUGUUGACAAUAGUGGUGUGGGCACAAUUGCUGCAACUCGCCCCGCGCCUCGCCGCCGCGGUACACUGGUCGUGGCUCAUUGUCUUUACACCCCUGGAGCUCUACGCGAUCGGCAGCCUUGUCUACUACGUACGUGGUGAAUUGCUCUUUCUCCCUCUAGACACCCUCUCGACAAUAUUGUUUCUUGAAUAG